Helobdella robusta is the source of this 756-nucleotide messenger RNA. RefSeq lists its product as hypothetical. Gene Ontology annotation, biological process: coenzyme A biosynthetic process. The record is from RefSeq and is a predicted model, not a curated record. NCBI's taxonomy places the organism in Eukaryota, Metazoa, Annelida, Clitellata, Rhynchobdellida, Glossiphoniidae. Gene Ontology annotation, molecular function: phosphopantothenate--cysteine ligase activity. Gene Ontology annotation, cellular component: cytoplasm; nucleus. The transcript has 8 exons. The annotation marks the transcript as partial.
GAUAAGAUUUUUACGUUCAUACGGCAUAACCAGAUGAUAAAUCAAAAAAUUGUUUUAAUUACGUCGGGCGGUACCACUGUGCCAUUAGAGAGUCGAACAGUUCGAUACAUUGACAACUUUAGCAUUGGAACCAGAGGCUCUACCUCAGCUGAGUAUUUCUUAGGGCUUGGCUAUGCAGUGGUCUUUUUGCACAGGCGAGGUUCUUUGCAGCCCUACAAUAGAAAUUUCCAACACAAGAACUUUCUAGAACUGUUCACCACUAAUGAUGCUGAUGAUGGUGAUGUUAAAAUUAAAAGUGAAUUUAAAGGAUUGUUAGGGAUGUGUUUUGCAAAAUAUCACCUGCAUGUUGAAAAUAAAACUCUACUAAAUGUCGAAUUUACUACUCUCUCCGAUUAUUUAUAUCUUUUGAAGGUUACUUCUGAAUUUUUAAACGAAUGUAUGGAAUCUGCAAUGCUCUACUUGGCAGCAGCUGUCUCCGAUUUUUACAUUCCAUUUGUUGAUAUGCCCCAGCAUAAAAUCCAAUCAUCAUCUGGUCCAUUGCAUUUGUCAUUGCAAAUUGUGCCGAAAUUUUUGAAACCCCUGACCAGUAAGAUCCUUCCUAGAGCUUUCGUCGUUUCUUUUAAACUAGAAACAGACCCAAGUUUGUUAUUACAGAAAUGUCAUAAAGCCCUUGAUACAUACAAUCAUCAAGUCGUCAUUGGCAAUAUUCUAGAAAACAGGAAAAGGGAAGUAGUCGUUGUAACCAAAGACUCCGAA